Notolabrus celidotus (New Zealand spotty) is the source of this 3066-nucleotide messenger RNA. It is a transcript of the gene insyn2ab, whose product is annotated as inhibitory synaptic factor 2Ab. NCBI's taxonomy places the organism in Eukaryota, Metazoa, Chordata, Actinopteri, Labriformes, Labridae. The transcript has 5 exons. Gene Ontology annotation, biological process: inhibitory postsynaptic potential. Gene Ontology annotation, cellular component: postsynaptic density. The record is from RefSeq and is a predicted model, not a curated record. Bases 35 to 1444 code for a protein of 469 amino acids.
UAAGAAAAUCAAGACUCUGAGUUGAAUCUGAAAUAUGGUGAGCAAAGAGGACACCACAUGCGUAGUUCUCUCAAAUUCCGAUGAUUCAGACUCAGAUACAGGCCCCCACAGCCUUGACACACAAGAAUCAGGCAAGCAGCAGGUGAAGAAGAGAAACAAGGCCUUACAAGUACGUUUUAAGGAUAUCUGUGAAGCUCAGAAUGAGUUUCGAGGGAAACAUGCCAGAUCCAUUUCUUGCAAAGUGACACACAGAAGAUACAUGACCAUGCCCGCCAGACGCUCAAUUCCAAACGUCACCAAGAGUACUGGCGUCCAGACAUCGCCAGACCUCACUAAGAGAUACAAAACUUUUCCUUUUGAGAGAAAAAAGGGACACACUUUCAAACAUACUGCUUUGGUGGAAGAUUACAAAGGACAAAAUAAUGGUUUUUUGAGUGAUAUAAAGGCAGGAGGAGAGGACGGACAACCUGCUGGGGAGUCCUCUAAGUACAAGGGGAAGAUUGUGGGGCAGACAAAAGCUCUGCUUCACCACACUGAUGACAGCAGUGAUACAGAGGAUUUGCUUUCCAGUGCCAACUGCGUGGAUGGGGCCUCUUGUCCAGACUCUUCGCAUUUCUCUGAAGAGUGUCAUCCAUGCAGCCCUCUGUCCAAAAGAGAACAAGAGUACCAAGUUUGUGGGACCCGGACCAAACACAAAGGAUUACCCAAAGAUGACAAGGACGCUGGCACCUCCUCAAAGCGCCAGCUGGCUAACUCAGAGUUUUCACAGGACAAGUCAAAGGGAACGGGCCCUGUGGCGUGGAACUCUUUGACACAGGUGGAUUCAUUAGGAAGUCCCUCUGUGAGCUGUAAACGGAAAAAGGGUACGCAGCUUAACGAACAGCAGUCACAGACACUGCCCCAUAGUGCCAAAUGUUCUGUACAGUCACAAGGGCAGUGUCGGACUAGGCAUGUGUCAGCUUCCUCUAAACUCCAGCAAACAGUCGGGGGGGACGAGGGCUUUCCUCCGAGAGACACGGUAGCCCCAGGCAUGGGGAGCAGCCAGCAGAUAAUGCCCUUAUCUGGAGACAAGGAUAUCAAAGCACAGCUGCAGGCCAUGGAGAGCCUCAUAAACUCAAGCCAGGAGACCAUCAAGGUCCUACUUGGAGUUAUUCAAGAGCUAGAGAAAGGUGAAGCACAAAGAGAAGGGCUCUCCUACCGAACAGGGCAAGACACAGCAAAUUGUGACACUUGUCGAAACAGCGCAUGCAUCAUUUACAGCGUCGAGCUGGACUUCAAGCUACAGGAGGACAAGAUGCUGCCCCUUAUGAAGAGACUUUGCCCGCUGGACAGCCGACAAUGCCCUGCUCUGCCUUACUCCAAUGAAGUGUUCACGUCCACCCCCAAACGCAAGUCCAAGACUGAGUCCAAAAAGCAUGCUCGCUGGAAACUCUGGUUCCUUUGAAUUUAACAUGAGGGCUUCGGAGAGAGCCUCUUUCUUGGGUGAAUUAAUACUCUGUUAUCCCCAAAAGAUGGAUGAAGGAGUAUUCAGAAGGAAAAAAUCAACAUAAGAGGAUGGACGUCGAUAGAAAUCAGUUCAUAAGGGGCACUGAGUUGAGACUGCACAAGGAGAAAGCAGAGACAAAAAACAUUUUAAAUUCUGUCAAACCUUUUUCUGGCAUGUUUGCUGAAGAGGACUGACACACACCUGCAGACACGAGAGCAUAUUGCUUGGCAUCAAGAGGAGGCGCCAUGUGGAGGGCCUUUUAUGACCGAAGCGAUAAUCUUUGAAUGGACAUCAGCCCCACCUGCGGCAAAGCACAAACAUUUGACUUUUGAGAGGAACACGCGUAAAAAAGACUGAACUCCAGUACAGUACAUGGCAGUGUGUCAGCGCUGUUUUUAUAACCUCGUCUAUUCUCUCCCCCUCUUCCUUAUCUGUUAACAUCCUGCUCAGUUUGUCUGUGUGACUGAACGUCUGCUGCCUGCCUUUGUUAAUAACCCCCGUCUCCUCCCCCUCUUUGUAACUCUGUCCCUUUAUCUCUCUCUCUCUCUUUCUUUCGCUAUCUCUCUCCAUUUGGCUCACUGUGCAAGCAACCAACUAGCCAGCCAACUUUGCCUCAGCCGUCCUGUCGUCUUCUGUUGGCUACACUGACACAUAAUGAUCAGAAAAUAUAUUUUAAAGAAUCUGCGUCUUUUUAAACAAAGUACUGUGAAAUUAACAUUUCAAACAUGUGCGUUUGGGUCCCUCCUCUUGAAGCAGGUACAAUUGUUGAAAACGGAGUCCUCUGGGCUUGGUCCGAUUUUUUUAACAACAUAUAUAAAGUUUUGACUUCUUCUAAGGCAGAAUAUUUUCUAAGAGAACUUAUACAAUGUUUGGUUUUUGACUUUCCAACAAAGAGUAAAGGCUAUUUUGACAUUUCCCAUAGAGUCCAUUAAGAGUCUGCCUUGCUUCUCAGUCACUCAUUGUGUCACAGUUAAGCUUAAAUCUACUCAUAAGUCAUUUGUUUAAUGUUUCGUUGGCUAACACUUGAAAUGUUGUUCUGUAUCAAUGGUUAUUUUGUCAUCUUACUAAAAGUUUCAUCUUGUAAAAUGAAGCUUCUUUUUCUCACAGUAGACAAUUAUAAGAUACCAAACAUCUGUCUACCAACCAACACAAAUGACUGUGCACUGAACCUGCAAGAGUAGAAGGGCUAUAUACAGUGCUAAAGGAGUGUGGUAGCAGUCUUACAGCAGAGACGACUUGUAGCCUUCAGCUUUGGACAGAAAAAGGUGAAGAAGACAAACACGAUUAUGUAGCAAUGAUACAGAAGUUGCACGCCGUUACAAAGCAGGUAUUUGCCGAAUACUUGAAGUUAUUUUAUUACAGCGGCUCUUAUGUAGGUAAUCGUACUGUUAAAUGCUCAAGAAAUGUCAGGAUGACUCAAACUAGCCUCCCACCAUCAGACAAUAGAACCCAUUUACCAGUUCACAUAUGUCCAUGCAAAGAUCUGUACCCUGAGAAAGUGCAAUUCAAUGAAUAUGUGCAAUAUUAUGCAUUUUUCUACUGUUUCUACAUCACUAUUAAAUCAUUUUCAACUGAAGGGG